AUGGCACGGUUAAUGUCCAAUUCAGUCAUGAAGAACCUCUGGGAAAGCUGCCAAUUGCGUGUGGAGCCGAGCUCGGCUCGUAUGCGGAUCAGCAUGAAGAUGAUUGUCUUCCAGGCACUAGAACCGAGCUUCUUCGUCAAAUUGCAGAGAACGGGAAAGUCUACCAUCGCCCGAACAGUCGCAAAGUCCUUUAAGGAGAAUGGGCAGCUAGGCGCGAGCUUCUUCUUCAAAAGGGGCGAAGCAGACCGUGGCAAUGCAAAACGACUGAUAUCAACCAUCACAAGACAGUUAGUAACCAGAUACCGGGAACUGGCACCUGGUGUCUUAAGAGCGAUUGAGGAUGAUCCAAAUAUUUCAACAAAGUCUCUUAGAGACCAAUUCGAUAAACUUCUUCUUCAACCACUAUUAAGCCUUAAUCUAAAUCAGCCCAUUAUCACUGUAAUUGUGAUCGACGCUUUGGAUGAGUGCGAACAAGAAAGCGACAUUAGAGUUAUACUUCAACUUUUACCCCGGAUCCAGCAAUCUAACUCGAUGCAGCUGCGAAUAUUUCUGACCAGCAGGCCUGAACUUCCCAUCCGCCUUGGCUUUAAGAAAAAGUCUAUUAUUAGAAGAAAAUUUGAAGAAGAGAUUCCUAGGUGGAUAUGUGUAGCACCACGAACGGACGACUUCUGGAGUGCAGAUUUACAAACGCUCGAGGGCCAUUCAUCUUGGGUAGGGUCAGUGGCCUUCUCGCCCGACGGUCAGACAGUGGCCUCUGGCUCCGGCGAUCGCACCGUCAAGCUCUGGGAUGCUAAGACCGGCAUGGAACGCCAGACACUCAAGGGCCAUUCAGAUUGGAUUACGUCGGUGGCCUUCUCGCCCAACGGUCAGAUAGUGGCCUCAGGCUCCGGCGAUUGCACCGUCAAGCUCUGGGAUGCCAAGACCGGCCUGGAACACCAGACACUCGAGGGCCAUUUAUUUUGGGUUGCGUCGGUGGCCUUCUCGCCUGAUGGUCAGACAGUGGCCUCGGGCUCCGGCGAUUGCACUGUGAAGCUCUGGGAUGCCAAGACCGGCCUGGAACGCCAGACGCUCAAGGGCCAUUCAGAUUGGGUUAAGUCGGUGGCCUUCUCGCCCGACGGUCAGACAGUGGCCUCAGGCUCUGGCGAUCACACCAUCAAGCUCUGGGAUGCCAAGACCGGCCUGGAAUACCAGACACUCAAGGGCCAUUCAGAUUCGGUUGAGUCAGUAGCCUUCUCGCCCGACGGUCAGACAGUGGCCUCAGGCUCCGGCGAUGGCACCGUCAAGCUCUGGGAUGCCAAGACCGGCCUGGAACACCAGACACUCAAGGGCCAUUUAGAUUGGAUUAAGUCGGUCGCCUUCUCGCACGACAGUCAGACAGUGGCCUCUGGCUCCGGCGAUAGCACCGUCAAGCUCUGGGAUGCCAAGAACGGCCUGGAACGCCAGACACUCAAGGGCCAUUCAGAUUCGGUUGAGUCAGUGGCCUUCUCGCCCGACGGUCAGACAGUGGCCUCAGGCUCCGGCGAUCGCACCGUCAAGCUCUGGGAUGCCAAGACCGGCCUGGAACAUAAGACACUCAAGGGCCAUUCAUCUGGGGUUGUGUCGGUGGCCUUCUCGCCUGAUGGUCAGACAGUGGCCUCAGGCUCCCGCGAUCACACCAUCAAGCUCUGGGAUGCCAAGACCGGCCUGGAACGCCAGACACUCAAGGGGCAUUCAGAUUCGAUCAAGUCCGUGGCCUUCUCGUCUGACGGUCAAACAGUGGCCUCAGGCUCCCGCGAUAGCACUGUCAAGCUCUGGGAUGCCAAGACCGGCCUGGAACGCCAGACACUCAAGGGCCAUUCAGAUUCGGUUGCGUCGGUAGCCUUCUCGUCCGACGGUCAGACAGUGGCCUCAGGCUCCCGCGAUCGCACCGUCAAGCUCUGGGAUGCCAAGACCGGCCUGGAACGCCAGACACUCAAGGGCCAUUCAGAUUCGGUUGCGUCGGUAGCCUUCUCGUCCGACGGUCAGACAGUGGCCUCAGGCUCCCGCGAUCGACCGUCAAGCUCUGGGAUGCCAAGACCGGCCUGGAACGCCAGACGCUCAAGGGCCAUUCAGAUUCGGUUCGAUCGGUGGUCUCCAGCGAUGAGGGCCAGGGAGAUGAUUGUACCCAAACUUCACACACCCGUGUCCCUCAAAUAA
Messenger RNA from Aspergillus tanneri, 2175 nucleotides. RefSeq names its product WD40 repeat domain-containing protein. Gene Ontology annotation, cellular component: transcription repressor complex; nucleus. Gene Ontology annotation, molecular function: protein binding. The coding region runs from base 1 to 2175 and encodes 724 amino acids. Gene Ontology annotation, biological process: negative regulation of transcription by RNA polymerase II. NCBI's taxonomy places the organism in Eukaryota, Fungi, Ascomycota, Eurotiomycetes, Eurotiales, Aspergillaceae. The record is from RefSeq and is a predicted model, not a curated record. The transcript has 4 exons.